This is a messenger RNA of Cyphomyrmex costatus, 7836 nucleotides long. Its product is annotated as fatty acid synthase. Gene Ontology annotation, biological process: fatty acid biosynthetic process. The transcript has 19 exons. The coding region runs from base 11 to 7165 and encodes 2384 amino acids. Lineage: Eukaryota; Metazoa; Arthropoda; Insecta; Hymenoptera; Formicidae. Gene Ontology annotation, molecular function: fatty acid synthase activity; oxidoreductase activity; 3-oxoacyl-[acyl-carrier-protein] synthase activity. The record is from RefSeq and is a predicted model, not a curated record.
AAUAAAAAUCAUGGAAGGUAAAGAAACAGUUGAAUCAUGGAAUGAUAUUCAUUCCGGUGAGACGAUCGUUAUUUCUGGUAUUGCUGGCAGAUUUCCUCAUUCAGAUAACAUGAAUCAAUUACGAGAAAAUUUAUUCAAUAAAACUGAUCUUGUAAGAUCAGACCAUAAUCGAUGGAAAAUAGUUAUGGAGCAUGUAGAAUUCCCAAAGCGUAUGGGGACUAUCAAUAAUUUAAAAAAAUUUGAUACGGAAUUUUUUGGAUUAUCUUUUGACCAAGCACACAUACUCGUACCCGAAACGAGAAUGUUACUAGAACAUACUUAUGAAGCAAUUAUCGAUGCUGGAAUUAAUCCAAACCAAUUAAAAGGAAAAAAUACUGCUGUAAUUAUAGGAUCAUCUAUCAUUGAAUCACAAGUAACAAUAUUUGAAGAUAUUCAGUGUAACGGAAUGACUAUCAUUGGAACUCCUAAAUCUACAAUGGCUAAUAUGAUUUCACAUUACUUCGAUCUGAAAGGACCAUCUUACACCGUUGAUACAGCAUGCAGUUCCAGCAUUCAUGCUAUGGCCAUUGCUUAUGAUUGUAUCAUGUCGGGCAAAUGCGAAGACGCCAUAGUUGGAUCUGCACAAUUAUCUUUUUAUGCAAAUUUAAACCUGCAAUUCGCUCGACUUGGUGUUUUGUCACCCGAUGGUUAUUGUAGACCAUUUGAUAGUGCUGCUAACGGUUAUGCGCGUAGCGAAACAGUGGCAGUAGUAUACCUUCAAAAAGCGAAAAAUGCUAAAAGGAUUUAUGCCAUGUUUCCGUACAUUAAAUUAAACUGUGAUGGCUACAAACAAGAAGGAAUAACAUAUCCUUCAUCACAAAUGCAAUAUAACUUAUUAAAGGAAUUUUACGAAGAGUACAAAAUACCGCUGUCUUAUUUAGAUUAUGUCGAAGCACAUGGUACCGCUACCAUAGCUGGCGAUCCUCCAGAAAUUGACGCUAUCUAUAAUGUUAUGUGUAAAACUAGAGAUACUCCAUUAAUGAUCGGCUCCGUAAAAUCCAAUCUUGGUCACGCUGAAUCUGCGAGUGGGUUUGAUCAGAUUGCUAAGGUCAUAAUAGCAUUCGAAACUGGAUUCGUUCCACCAAAUAUCAAUUACACAUUACCAAGGAAAGAUAUAGAUGCUUUGAUUGAUGGUAGUAUUUGUGUGGUUCAAGAUCCAAUGCCACUUCAAAAUGGUUACGUAGCAAUCAAUAAUUUUGGUUUUGGAGGAUCCAAUGCUCACAUGUUACUAAAGUGGAAUGAUAAACAGAAACUGAAUAACGGAGCACCAAAUGAUGACUUACCUAGGCUUGUUGUAUUAUCUGGACGUACUGAAGAAUCAGUGAAACUGUUUUUAAAUGACAUUGCUAACCAUCCAAUAGAUGUAGAAUAUAUUGGCUUAUUACAUCAAAUCCAUGCAGACAAUAUAAAUAAUCAUCCAUGGAGAGGAUACAUUAUACUGAAUACCUCUCAAGAAGAUUUAAUACAGGAAAUAGAAAAUUAUGAGGGCGUGAAAAGGCCUGUAUGGUUUAUAUUUUCAGCCUUAGACUCUCAAUGGCCAGGAAUGGGUCGAAACUUAUUACAGUUUCACGUCUUCGCAAAAGCAAUAAGAAAAUGUGACAAUGUUUUAAAACCGUAUGGUAUAAGUGUCUUAGACAUUUUGACAAAAGACGAAGAAAACAUACGUAAAAAUGCGAUAAACGCUUUUCUUGGAAUCGUUGCUAUUCAGAUUGGUUUAGUAGAUCUCCUAAAUUCUUUAGAAAUUAUUCCGGAUUACAUGAUUAGUCAUUCCGGCGGUGAACUUGGUUGCGCGUACGCAGAUAAAUGCCUCACCAUUGAACAAACUAUUUUAUCAGCAUAUUUUAUCGGUACAAUAUGUGCCGAAAAAACAAUAAUUCAUAGUUCGAUGGCGAUUGUCAACAUAGACUACGAAUAUCUCAAAAAUAAAUGUCCAGCAGAUAUUGAAAUAGUGUGCCACAAUAGCGAGAAUAGCUGCGUCGUGUGUGGAUCAAAAGAAUCCAUAGAAGGAUUCAUGAAAGAAUUACAGGUCAACAAUAUUUACGUGAAGGAGAUCAACUGCAACAUACCGUUUCACAGUUCGUACGUCGCAUCCGCGGAAAGACAGCUUUUGCUUAGUUUGCAUAAAAUAAUACCACACCCCAAAAAACGAAGCUCAAAAUGGAUCAGCACCUCCAUACCUCGAAACGAAUGGUUUACAUCAUCAUCAAAGUUAUCAUCGGCGGUCUAUCAUUCUCGAAGUAUAUUAAACACAGUUUUAUUUCAUCAAACAACGGAUCUAAUUCCACGUAACGCUGUGGUUAUCGAAAUCGCACCAGACGAUGUUCUGCAGCACGUUUUAAGUGAAUCUUUACAUCCAAACGUGACAAACCUUGUGUUAACUAGAAGCACCACACAAAAUGUUGAUAUUUUUUUACAAGGAAUAGGGAAGCUUUAUAAUUGUGGUUUACAACCGCAAAUUGCCAAAUUAUACCAACCAGUACAAUUUCCAGUUAGCCGAGGAACUCCUAUGAUUUCUCCGUCAAUUAGAUGGGAUCAUUCUGAAAAUUGGUAUGUACUGAAGGAAAAACAAGACUUUAUAGAAUCCAAAGAAAGAUACGUCAAAAUUUCGCUCGACGACGAAUACUACAAAUAUAUGAGCGGCCAUGUAAUCGAUGGAAGAAAUUUGCUACCCGCCACAAGUUACUUGUGUCUCGUUUGGGAAACAAUUGGCAUGAUGAAAGGAUUGAUGUACACAACAAUACCGAUAGUUUUCUAUGAUGUAAAAUUUAUUCGUGCUACCCAUUUGUCGAAAAAUGAUGAUGUAGAACUACAUAUUUCAAUACAGACAGAUGGGAAGUUUGAAAUAACCGAAGGAAAUAGCGUCGUUGUCACGGGUACAGUGUACGAAACAUUGAAUCCAGAACAAGAAAUGAUUCCGAUAGAUCUAUUACCGGAGGAUAGUGAUGAAGAUGAAGUCAUGACUGUAAGAGAUAUAUAUAAGGAGUUGAAAUUGCGAGGAUAUCAGUACAAGGGCUUAUUCCGUGGACUAAAGAGUGCCUCUAUUUCGGGAACCCAAGGUCAUAUCGCAUGGAAAAAUUGGGAAACAUUUAUGGAUACUAUGUUACAGAUGCUAAUUAUCGGAUAUGACACUAGGGAUUUGUGUAUUCCAACGGGUAUUCAAAAAUUAGUGAUCAAUCCGGUGCUUCAUGCUUCGAAGCUGCGAGAUGUGAUAGAUAAUUCAGAAGUUACAACAAACAUGGAUAAAUUAUUACAGGUACGAAUAUACAAAGAGAUAAACACGAUAAAAGCUGGCGGAGUAGAAAUUCGUGGUCUUAUAGCUACUCAGAUCUCUCAUCGGAAAUCAGCUCAAGAUGCUGUUGUCGAGGAAAAUACGUUUGUAGCUCACUGUGAUCGCGCCAAGAUUUCUUUGAACGAAGCAAUUCGAAUAUCAGCUCAACUCGUACUGGAAGAUCAUCAAAUCAUCAAAGUGCAAGUCGCUGAAUUAGUGGCAGAUGUCGAUGAUGUUAAAUUAGAAUGUCUUUCAUCUUCAUUGCUUCUCGAGGCAUUUGGUGACAUGCCACUUAUACAAGCGAAUAUCGCACUAUUAACGUCACCAAAUCGUUUUAAGACAGAAGAGUUACCGCAAAAUUUCUCAAUUAAAGACUUUGAAAAAUUAUCUUUAGACGACAAAACCUUAAUUGUUGCUGGAUUCAACCUUUUGACCAAACAACGCGAAUCGUUAAAGAGACUGUUACCAUUUCUGAGAGAGAGUGGUUAUCUGUUGACGCGAGAAAAAUGCGACAUAACUGAUUAUAAAAAAUAUUUACAGCAAUACGAACUAAACGUUAUUCUCGAAAAACUAACCGAUACAGAACUAAUUUUGCUUCUGAAAAAAAAAGUAUUUAUAAAAGAAAGAAUAGUUGUUCACAUAAGUAACGAUAAUUUCAAUUGGCUGGAAAAUCUAAAGCCACUUGUGAGCGACGAGAACAAACUUAAUAGAAACACUAGAAUUAUAAUCGUUGGAGAGAAAAACUUCGAGUGCGGUUUAUUGGGUUUUGUUAACUGCUUGAGAAAAGAGCCGGGUGGACAACUUGUUAGGGGUGUGCUUGUUCAAGAUGAAGAAGCUCCCAAAUUUUCCCUUCAAGAUCCAUUUUAUUUAGAACAACUACAGAAAGACAUGACCAUUAAUGUCCUACGAUCGAAUAAAACUUGGGGAUCUUACAGACACAUAAAAUUGUCACCAAUGGAAGCGCAACUUGUACCAACAGCUCAUGUCUGUCAAACGGUUCGUGGUGAUUUAAGUACGUUUCGUUGGAUAGAGAAUAAUAUAGCAGGCAUAUCUCGCUGUGAGAAUUUGGUGCACGUGGUUAACUCAUCCCUGAAUUUUAAAGACGUAAUGCUCGUCACUGGUAAAAUAACAAUGCCAGAGACUAUUUCACAAGGACGUUUAUUUCAGUAUCUUCCUCUUGGAUUGGAGUACGUGGGUAUUGAUGCUUAUGAACAACGUGUAAUGGGUAUUCGUGAUACUGAUUGCAUAGCAAACGUUGUUGAAAAGGAUGAAUGUCUUUCUUGGAAAAUACCCGAUGAGUGGACAUUUGAAGAGGCAGUAACGGUCCCAUGCGUUUACACUACGAUUUAUUAUGCCUUAUAUUACUAUGGAAAAAUGAAAAAAGGUGAUAAAGUACUUAUACAUUCUGGUACUGGAGGUAUUGGACAAGCAGCUAUUCAUGUUGCUCUUAAAGAGGGAUGUGACGUGUUUACUACCGUUGGCACAAAUGACAAACGGGACUUCAUUAAGAAAAUGUUUCCGAUCAUUCCGGAUGAACAUAUUGGAAAUUCUCGAGAUACAAGUUUUGAACAUAUGAUUAUGCGACAAACGAAAGGUCGCGGCGUCGAUAUCGUGCUAAAUUCAUUAGCGGAAGAAAAGUUGAUCACCUCUGUUCGGUGUCUAGCUCAAAACGGACGAUUCUUAGAGCUUGGCAAAUUCGAUAUUGUUUCUAAUAAUCCCCUAAGCAUGUCUGCAUUUCAGAAAGGUAUAAGUUUUUAUGGAAUUAGAUUGGAGAAUGCUAUGAAAAGAAAAAAUGCUUGCGAAACGAAGCGUUUAUUGUUUUCAAUGGUACAACAUGGUUUAAAAAAUAAAACAGUUAAACCAAUUCAAGCAAUAUUUUUUCCAAAAACUGAUAUUGAAGGAGCUUUUAGGUAUAUGGCAAGCGGAAAACAUACAGGAAAGAUAAUUAUAAAAAUCCAUGAAAAGGAUGAACCUUUGGAUAAACACAUUCUCGCGUAUCGUCGUUAUUAUUGUAAGAGAGAUAGGAGUUACAUUAUACUAGGAGGUCUGGGCGGAUUUGGUUUAGAAUUAACCGAUUGGCUUAUAUUUCGUGGUGCCAAAAACAUCAUUCUUAUUUCAAGAAAUGGAAUAAAAAAUGGUUAUCAACGCAUGAAAAUUCAACUAUGGAAGUCAUAUGGCGUUAACGUUCUGGUCAUCAAGAAUAUCGAUGUUUCUGACCUUAAAGACUGUGAAUAUCUCUUACGGACUGCGGAAAAAGAAGCUCCGGUGGAUGCUAUAUUCAAUCUUGGUGUGGUGCUAAAGGAUGGGGUCUUCAAAGAACAAACAGUAGAAACAUUUACAGAGUCCUUCCAAUCGAAGGCUCGUGCAACGCAAAUGCUGGACAAGCUUUCUAGAAAGAUCUGCCUUAAUCUACGGCAUUUCGUAGUGUUUUCUUCCGUUUCCUGUGGCAGAGGAAACGUUGGGCAGACUAAUUAUGGCAUGGCCAACUCCAUCAUGGAGAGAAUUUGUGAGAAGAGAGCAGAGGAAGGAUUACCUGGAUUGGCGAUUCAGUGGGGAGCUGUAGGUGACGUUGGUCUUGUCGCUGACAUGCAGGAAGACGAUAAGGAAUUAAUUAUCAGUGGCACUCUACAACAAAAGAUAUCCUCCUGUCUCAAUGAGUUGGAUAAGUUUUUACUUCAAAGUCGACCUAUUGUGAGCAGCAUGGUUGUAGCUGAAAAAAAAGUAGGAUGUCACGGAAGUCCGGUAGAAGUAGUUGCAGGCAUUUUAAACAUAAGCAACAUAAAGGCUAUACAUCCAAAUACAUCUCUAGCUGAACUUGGAAUGGACUCCAUGAUGGCCAUAGACAUCAUGCAAACUCUGGAACGAGAAUUUGAUAUAUUUAUUACUGCGCAAGAAAUGCGAAAUCUCACUUUCGCAAAACUCAUUAAGAUGUCUCCUACAAGCGAUGACGAUAACAAAAAUAAUAAAAACGUAUUCCACAAAGAGAAAUCAGACUUUAUAAGGCUUUUAGUUGGCAUUACAUUAAAAGAUGAAGACUUUAUUUCCCUAAAAGAUUUUUCGACUAACAGACAGAGUACUAUGACUGAAGUAUUUCUUAUACCGGGUAUUGAUGGAUGUGGCAGUGUAUUUAAAACCAUAGUACCAUAUAUAAAAUUUUCAACAUCUAUAUUAAAUUAUAAUACAAACGACAUCGAUUCUACAAACGUGAUAUUAGAAACGACUAAUCAUCUUACAAACUAUAUACUUUCAGUGCUGACAGAUGGAAAAGAUUUUGUAAUAGUAGGGUAUUCUUUCGGAUCCCUUAUCGCAAUUGAAGUAACGAGAAGAUUAGAAGCAAUGAAUUUUAAAGGACGACUCGUUUUCAUUGAUGGAGCUCCUGAGCCUUUCCAAACAUUGUUCAAGCCGUUUGAAUCAGAUUUUGAUGAUCCAAAUUUUCAGAUUGAUAUCUUAACUAAUAUUAUGGAAUUAUAUUCAGCAGGAAGUUCUGAAGAGAUUGUAAUGGAAUUAAAAAAAUGUGAGACCUGGGAUGAAAGAUUAACUAUUGUUGCUAAACAAUUUUCAACUAUGUACACAUAUCUUUCACUUACAAAUAUAAGAACGCUGUGUACAACAAUUUACAAACAUUUAUCCGCUCUCCAAGAAUAUGAUUCUUCUAUUUUACCACCUAUUAAGACUCCCAUAAUAUUAUUAAAAUGUACAUCCCCAUUUAAUGUACCAAUGAUUGAAGAAGAUUAUGGUUUGCAUAAGGUAACUCAAAAUGUGGUAAAAGUACAUUGCAUUGAAGGUGAUCAUACGACAGUCUUGAAGAAUGAAAAAGUGACGGCUGCAAUCAACGGAGAAUUACCAUUUACAGUUUGAUGUAUUAAUUUCUAACAAGGGGAGGACCAAGGUGACUCACCCUGGGAUUUCAAUCCCAAUUUUUUUGGUGAUUCUAGAGGUGAAAAAAAAAGACCCGUGUCCCGGCGUUUGAUUAAAUAGUUUCUGAUAAUGAAUAAUAAAUUUGUGAAUAUUAUUUUAAUGAUACUGAUAUAUAUUAUUACAUAAUUCAAAUUCAAUUAUUUCGAUGCGGAACAACCACUUGGAUGAUAAACAUCAUGAAAACGUUUAAAGCAUAUAAAUUUUUUACAGUUUGCACAAUGAAUAAAUGAAGGAGUACCACAUACACAUUUAUUUUUCCAUAAGUCCGGAGGGAAACAUAUUUCGUUGACGUUUCCAAACUCGACCUUACGAAUUACGAGGCAAGCGUCUGAUUCACGGAGCCAAUCACAUUGGUUGGAAGCAUCGCUACCGGAAAGGUUCAUACAGUACUGUAUACAACACUGCGACGCGGCGCGCUUCGGAUAUGGCCAAUAUUCACAAAUUUAUUACUCACAAACUAAGGCCUAUUCAAUCAAACGCCGGGACACGGCUCUUUUUUUUUCACCUCUAGAAUCACCAAAAAAAUUGGGAUUGAAGUCCCAGGGUGAGUCACCUGGUCCUCCCCUUGUAAGCAUAUUAUAAGACAAAAUUUGACAAACAGGUAGCAAUCA